AUCCUCAGAUUCCCCGUUAAUCUCUCCUCAGAUACAUCAUCAUCACCUACAAUCUCUUCUCCACUAAUUCUAAUCAUUUUCUUUAAAUAUGACCCCUUUGUCUUCUGUGCCAAUAAAGAUAUCAAACAGAAGCAAACCUCACAGUCACACUCAAACUAUGAAGCUGUGUCCAGAAUUCAGUGACUCCUAUGUUGUUGGGGUGAUCUUCACAGUUUUGUUGGUGGGAUUACAAGGAGUGAGGAUUGUUGAAUGCAAAGUAGGCAAUGAACUGGAUUGCCUUGAGUACCCUGCUAUCAGCUGCAGAAAACACAGUGCAUUUUUGAGUGAUUUUGGUGGUGUUGGAGAUGGAAAAACAUCUAACACCAAGGCCUUUCAAAAUGCAAUUAGCAACCUCAGUCAUUAUGCAUCUGAUGGUGGAGCUCUACUUGUUGUGCCACCAGGGACAUGGCUAACCGGAAGCUUCAAUCUCACAAGCCAUUUCACCCUUUUUCUCCACAAAGAAGCUACCAUCCUUGCAUCUCAGGAUGAAUCAGAGUGGCCAACACUUCCUGUUCUACCAUCAUAUGGCAGAGGAAGAGAUGCUCCUGAUGGAAGGUUUAGUAGUCUCAUUUUUGGAACUAACCUCACCGAUGUAGUAAUCACUGGUUACAAUGGGACAAUUGAUGGACAAGGAUUUUACUGGUGGGACAAGUUCCACAAGGGUGAAUUAAAACUCACCAGGCCUUACACUAUUGAGAUUAUGUUCUCUAAUCACAUCCAGAUAUCAAAUCUUACUUUGAUCAAUUCUCCAUCUUGGUUUGUCCAUCCAAUUUACAGCAGUGACAUCAUAAUUCAAGGACUGACCAUUCUUGCUCCUGUUGACUCUCCUAACACAGAUGGAAUAAAUCCAGAUUCUUGUACCAACACAAGGAUUGAAGAUUGCUAUAUUGUCUCUGGUGAUGAUUGUAUAGCAAUAAAAAGUGGGUGGGAUGAGUAUGGAAUAAAAUUUGGAAUGCCAAGCCAACACAUAAUAAUCAGAAGGCUUGAAUGUGUAUCCCCAGAUAGUGCUAUGAUUGCUUUAGGCAGUGAAAUGUCUGGUGGAAUCCAAGAUGUCAGAGCUGAAGACCUUAAAGCUAUCAACACUGAAUCAGCAGUUAGAAUAAAAACUGCAGUUGGAAGAGGUGCAUAUGUGAAAGACAUAUUUGUUAAAGGAAUGAACUUGAAUACCAUGAAGUAUGUGUUUUGGAUGACAGGUUCUUAUGGCUCACACCCUGACCCUGAUUUUGAUCCCAAAGCACUUCCCAACAUUACUGGAAUAAACUACAGAGAUGUCUUUGCAGAUAAUGUAACAUAUUCUGCAAGACUUGACGGAAUUGCUAAUGAUCCUUUCACAGGAAUCUGCAUUUCUAAUGUCACUAUCCAUAGUGGUGACAAGAAAUUGCAAUGGAAUUGCACUGAUGUUGAGGGUGUCACAAGCAAUGUGUAUCCUAAGCCUUGUGAAUUGCUGCCAGAGAAGAAAGAAAAAGUUGAGUGUCCUUAUCCAGAUGACAAAGUUCCCAUCGAAAGUGUUCAGCUGAAGACUUGUUCCUUCAAAAGUUUCUCAUUCUUUUAAGAGAAUGAUAUAGUCAUUCAUAUGGGAGUUUUUGAGAAAUGAAAUCAAAUCGAUCUUAUAGAAUAAGUGGUAUGUUUUCCUUAUUACCCAAAUGAUAUUUUUAGGUUUGGAAUAUCCUGAUAUCAAUAUAGUGGAAAAUUCAAGUGUAUUGGCUCAUACAAACUGAAAAAUCCAUGUUGUGAUAAGAAGAAUACUAAAUUACAUAGGAACAGUACUGUUGUUUUGUUGCCAUUUUCUGAUGGUAAUUGCUGCUGUUA
Messenger RNA from Vigna unguiculata (cowpea), 1848 nucleotides. RefSeq names its product putative polygalacturonase. Gene Ontology annotation, molecular function: polygalacturonase activity. Gene Ontology annotation, biological process: carbohydrate metabolic process. NCBI's taxonomy places the organism in Eukaryota, Viridiplantae, Streptophyta, Magnoliopsida, Fabales, Fabaceae. The record is from RefSeq and is a predicted model, not a curated record.